AUGUCCAAUAUCAAAAAUCUCUUAGAAAUCAGUACACGUCAUCUCGCGCGUGGGAUUUUACGUAAAUCCGAAUUGGUGGUGGAUAGAGCACGUGGGGUGUGGAUAUGGACAGUUGAUGGAAAAAAAUAUCUGGAUUUUACUACGGGAAUUGGUGUUACCUCGACAGGUCAUAAUCAUCCAAAAGUUGUUAAAGCUGUGCAAGAUCAAGUGGCAAAUUUGAUUCAUGGACAAGUCAACAUCGUUCUCCACAAACCGAUGCUUGAUCUCAUCACAAGAUUGAUUCCCAUGAUGCCCUCACGAGAGCUUGAUUCGUUCUUUUUCGCGAAUUCUGGAGCCGAAGCUGUCGAAAAUUCGAUCAAACUGGCAAGAGCCGCGACGAAAAAACAGAAUAUUAUUGUGUUUCAAGGAUCAUUUCAUGGCAGAACUAUUGGUACUUUGGCACUUACUAAUUCGAAUACGAUUUAUAAAGCAGGUUAUGGUUCAUCAAUGCCAGGAGUACACGUUGCACCAUAUCCAUACUGUAUACAAUGCCCAGCUCAUCAAGCAUCACCAAAAACCUACAACACAACUAACUGCUGCUCUUAUCCAAUUACGCAACUACAACUACUUCUAAAGCAACAAACAGCACCACAAGAUACAGCUGCUGUAUUAAUAGAACCAAUACUAGGCGAGGGCGGAUACGUAGCUCCACCCGCAAAUUUUCUCGGUGAAGUACGCAAAAUUUGCACGGAAAAUAAUAUCUUAUUGAUUGCUGAUGAAGUGCAAAGCGGAUUUGGUCGUACCGGGAAAAUGUUUGCUGUAGAACAUUAUAACGUAGUGCCGGAUAUUAUGGUGAUGGCUAAAGGUAUUGCUAGUGGGUUUCCGUUGAGUGCUAUUGCUGCGAGGAAAGAGUUAACCGAUACACAGGCUCCUGGGAGUAUGGGCGGAACUUAUGUCGGUAAUCCUGUAGCAUGUGCUGCAGCUAGUGCAACAUUAGACGUUAUCAAAGAAGAGCAACUAUUUGAAAAUUCAACCAAAAUCUCUGUCGACAUUCGUGGUCUUGGUCUAAUGAUCGGAAUCGAAUUUCAAAAUGCGCCACCAGGAUUCGCCGCUGCUAUCACAAAAGAAGCUCUAGAGGAACAUAAUUUAAUCUUGUUAACUGCCGGCAUCUCUGAAAUACUGCGUUUAAUUCCACCACUGAAUGUCACUAAGGAAGAGGUUGAAGAUGGUAUGCAGAGAUUUAAUAAAACUGUGAAAUCGGUGGUUGAAAAAUGGCGAUCGGAAGGAAAGUUACAGUGA
Messenger RNA from Ambispora leptoticha, 1278 nucleotides. Lineage: Eukaryota; Fungi; Glomeromycota; Glomeromycetes; Archaeosporales; Ambisporaceae. The record is from the annotation of a GenBank genome assembly.